UUAUGGGAGGAUUGAGGUUAUGUGAGAGUGUCAGCUGAGCGUUUCUUUUUGUAUCUUGCAACGAUCCGUUUGCCUCUCAUUUUCCCCGUGAAAAUGCAGAAUUUUCUCAGUAUUUUUCUCUCAAUUGCUUGUGUUGUGUCAAGUGAGUUCCAUGAAGACUGCGUCAAGGGUGAAGAUUGCGUAUUUAAGGCGGAACUAGUGAGAUUUUUGGAAGAAAGUGACCCCACAUGGACUGCUAUCAGCAAGGCGGAGAAGAGUUAUGUGCCCUGCGUUCAGGGCAAUUGCACGUGCCAUGAGAUUCAGCUGGAGAACGACUUGGAGCCAUUCCUGGGCGGAAUAUCGCUCCAAAUGCUGGAGGCUGUGAGUAAUCGAGGCACAAGAUAUCAGAUUGUGGAUGGGAAGCUCUUCCGUCAGCGCGAGUGCAUGUUUCCUGCCAGAUGCUCAGGUGUUGAGUACUUUAUUAAGCCACUCCUGAAGAGGCUGCCAAAUAUGGAAUUGGUGAUAAACGUGAGAGAUUGGCCUCAAAUCUACAAGCAGUGGAAUCAACCUGCUCCGGUGCUGUCCUUCAGCAAGACUGAUGAGUACGCGGACAUCAUGUAUCCCGCCUGGGGAUUCUGGGAAGGAGGCCCAGCCAUUUCCCUCUAUCCUACGGGUCUUGGGCGAUGGGAUAAGCAUCGACAGUCCAUCUCAAAAACAGCUGAGAAAUUUCCCUGGCAUUCGAAGGAAUCCAAGGCAUUCUUCAGAGGCUCGCGCACAUCUUCAGAACGUGAUCCAUUGGUGCUGCUUUCCCGGGAGGAUCCUGCAAUGGCAGAUGCCCAGUAUACCAAGAAUCAGGCAUGGAAAUCUCCAGCUGACACGCUGAAUGCCGAACCGGCAUCGGAAGUGAGCUUCGAGGAGCAUUGCAAGUACAAGUAUUUAUUCAAUUUCCGUGGUGUGGCGGCGAGCUUUCGCCUGAAGCAUCUCUUCCUCUGCAAAUCUCUCGUCUUUCACGUGGGCGAUGAGUGGAAGGAGUUCUUCUAUGACUCCCUGAGGCCGUGGAUCCACUACAUUCCAGUGAAGUCAAAUCCCACCAGUGAAGAGCUGAAGUCGCUCAUUGAGUACUUCAAAGAGAACGAUGAUGUGGCUAUGAAGAUUGCCGAGGCGGGAUAUCAGCACAUUUGGCAUCAUCUCAGGAUGGAGGAUGUCAGGUGCUACUGGGAGAAACUUCUGAUGGCGUAUGGAGGCUUGAUGAGGGGAGAAAUCGUCCGGGAUGAGACGCUGAUGGAGAUCUCAUAGCACAUCCAACUCACGGCGCCUCCUGUGCCUGAUCGAACUGAAUGAGGAUGAGCACAUAACUCGAAAUUCCAGCGAUUACCUGUGAAAAAUGAAUCUCUUUUGUACUGAAACUAUAUUGAUCUUUUUGAAUGGAAUUUAAUUAUAUUUACUGAUGAAAUAAGACCAAUGUCUAGAAUGAAGAAACCACAAAUGGAUAGACUGGGAUU
Messenger RNA from Phlebotomus argentipes, 1481 nucleotides. RefSeq names its product O-glucosyltransferase rumi homolog. Lineage: Eukaryota; Metazoa; Arthropoda; Insecta; Diptera; Psychodidae. The record is from RefSeq and is a predicted model, not a curated record. Bases 94 to 1275 code for a protein of 393 amino acids. Gene Ontology annotation, cellular component: endomembrane system. The transcript is spliced from 2 exons. Gene Ontology annotation, biological process: protein O-linked glycosylation; positive regulation of Notch signaling pathway. Gene Ontology annotation, molecular function: UDP-glucosyltransferase activity; UDP-xylosyltransferase activity.